ACCACUGUUUCCACUUGUGCUUCAGUUGUUUGUUGUUGUUUUAUGUAGUUGUGAAGUCUCUGCAAACAAAGAAACGGCGAAUCUCAGAGUUAAAGCGGCUCUGAGUUCAUCAGAAAUCAUAUUUAAUCUUCACCGCGAGGAAAAGUCAAGGCUUUGAUGGCGAUUAUAGUUUCAGUCGUUUGACUGGCGUGAGAACAGUGAGAUUUAAUUUUGGCAAUCCGGUCUGAGUUUGACGCUCAUCAGAGAAAAACAAACACAAGUGAAGUUCAUGUAAAACUGCAUCAUAGGGAACAAGAUGAUGACAGAUUCAUAAACUGAGGAAACUUCCAGGGUAAAAGACUGUAGAAUAAAGAAGAGUAAAGAGAUGUGCUCCACCAAUCACCCAGCCAACUGGGUCACGUUUGAUGAUGAAGCGACGACCUUCUCCUCACCCCCGAAAUCCCUGCGCUCUCCUGCAUCGAGCUCCGGCUCAAUACCUCGGCCCAACGGCUUGAAACUUGUUCUUCCAUCUUUGGGGAGUGAAUCAUGGAUCUUCAGCUCUGCCAUAGAAUCUCCUUCACUGGAGUUUGGACUUAACGGGAGUUCCCAGGUGCCGAGCAAUACUCCGAUGUGCACUCCGGUGGGAUCGACUCCCACAGGGCCGGACUUCUCCCGCUAUCUGAGAGACUCAAUGGGAAUCACUGAAGGCUCUGGUUCCCUCAAAGCAUCCCAAGAUGAGCCAGGCCAUUUCAACCCCUUCUGGGGGGAAGAAGAACAACAUAAACGGGUGUCCUGGACCUCGUCAUCAGACUCAGACUCUGGACCCAGUUUGCCCCGGUUCUUCAUCCGCACCAAGGAUGGUGACGAGCCGACCCAAGACCACCUUCAGUACUCCUACUCCUACAUCUGCCAUAAACUGGAGCAGCUGAGGACCGAGGAGAAGCAGCUGGAUGGAGAUGAUGUGAAGGUGGACCGAGAGAGUCGACCCUCUGGCGCUGGGAAAGAUAAAGUGCCGAAGAGAAGCCUGUCCUCCUUCGUCCCACAGGGGUUGUUCCUCAGUCAGAGGAGGCACGGCUGGUCCCUGAUGCUGCGGAUCCCAGAGAAGAAGAACCGCAUGUCGUCGCGUCAGUGGGGUCCGGUGUACCUGCGGCUGUGUCCCGGGGCCCUGCUUCAGCUCUUCUACGAGCAGGGCCUGGAGAAGCCCUUCCGAGAGCUCCAGCUGCACGCCUACACCCGCCUCUCGGCCCUGAAGAUGGAGAGAUACGGCGAGCCACGCAGGAUCGCCACAGUCAAGCUGGAGCACGUGUCCUACACCGAGAGAAAGCGCUACCACCCCAAGCUCGAGGUGACCCACGAACCGGAAGUGGAGCAACUGUUGAAGUUCGGCACCACAGAAUACGGAGACUUGGAGGACUUGCUAGCCUCAAUAGAAGAAGAGCUAAUCCGCCUGCCAGUGCCUCAUCUACAGCACAAGCACUAUGAGGAGCAGGAGCUGUCGUUGCAGAUCUCGGACCGGGUCUGGAUGAGGCGAGAUCAGGACGGGGCUACUCUUGAGUGCUCAGCCAUUACUCAGAUCCAUUGUUUGGCCUUCCUGAACGGAGCGGUGGAGUGUUUCCUAGCACUGAAUGACCUCGGGCUCCUCAGACGAGCUCCUGCAUACGGGUCAGAUGAGGACGAGGUGUGGAUGGAGAUCGCAGACUACAGUCUCCAUGGGUGUGUGAGAGAGGCAGAGUUUGAGGAGAAGCGUGUGAUGAGGUUCAGUCCUCCUGACGGGUGUCGAGUGGAGCUAGUGCGCUUCAGGACGGCCUCGCUAUUCUACGAGGAUCCGCCGCUCUCCGCUAAAGCCCUGCUGACGGUGCAGGGAGCCUGUGUGCAGCUCCAGGUCUUCCUCAAUGUCCUGCUGGGUUUCCCUCAUCCCACAGGAGGCUCAGAGACGGUGUGUGAGAACGUCGUGGUCCGAGUGCCGUUCCCAGGGGAUUGGGUGAAGGUGCCGAACAGCAUGUCUCUGCUGCGACAGAAAUCCCUUAAGGCUCGCAUGAACAGAAACGCGUGUCUGGGCUCGGCUCAUGUGGCGGAUUCUCCGUCGGUGAUGCACGUGUCCGUCGGAGCCGUCAAAUAUGAGAACGUGCAUCGAGCCCUUGUGUGGAGAAUCGACCGGCUCCCGCCCAAGAAUGUGGCUGUGGACCAGCCUCAGUCACUGGCGUGUAAGCUGGAGUUGUCCUCGGAUCAGGUGCUACCCGAGGGAUGGAUGCCGUGGGUCAGUGUGGAGUGUGAGGUGUCAUGUGUGGUGGCUUCUCAGACUCGAGUGAAAUCACUGGGCAUCGAGUGUGACGUCCAGCCUCAGAAACACCUGAGCAGCAGAGCCUACUAUCACUGCCAGGUGGAAAUGGAGAAGAAGUUGAUUGAGACUGAGUGUCAGACGCGUUCGGGCUGCGCAACACAGUGAUGAUGAGGAACGGGAUGGAUGAUGAUGAU
Molecule: messenger RNA, 2454 nt
Organism: Rhinichthys klamathensis goyatoka
Lineage: Eukaryota; Metazoa; Chordata; Actinopteri; Cypriniformes; Leuciscidae
Product: stonin-1
Exons: 4
Coding region: 365-2425 (686 amino acids)
Biological process (GO): clathrin-dependent endocytosis; synaptic vesicle endocytosis; regulation of endocytosis
Cellular component (GO): synaptic vesicle; AP-2 adaptor complex
Molecular function (GO): clathrin-cargo adaptor activity
Source: RefSeq, a predicted model, not a curated record